UUCAUUUUUUUCAAUACUCCCUUCAUGCUUUGCUUCCUUGCUCUCCCUGAAACCAAAAGCUUAUUCUCCGCCGUUCACCUGCCGGAACUCCGCCGGCAAUGGAAUUCUCGGACGAGUGGAAGUCUCUAUGGCCAAUAUCUUCAUCGUAUUCGCCACCACUUCUACUCUCAGAUUAUUCACACGAAGAAAAAUCCUCCUCAAAACGACGCCGUAUUGAGAGUCCAAUUGGCCCUUUGAUUUUCAAGCCAUGUGCAGAAACCCUAAGACUACUCCUCCGGUCCCCAUUGUUAUCAACUCGGCUUCCUCCUCCAGUUCCUGAGUUUUCUCUACCAAGAUUUCUACAAACUUCAAGUAGUACACUUCCUUCUACAGCUUCUUCAAUUGCUACACAGUUUAUUACUCCACAUGUUUCUGAAUCAAUUCACAACUUUAAUGCAAUCCAAUUGCUCCCUUUCCCUAAUAUUUGUGAAACUAACAAACCCAAUUCGGUUCUUGGAUUUUUUCCAACUGGGGAAAAUUAUGACCAAGUUGGGUAUUUUAUACUAUGUUUUGAGGAUAAACAAGUUGUGGUUAAGAAAUUUAAGAAUGGGAAAUAUUUGUUAGUGCAUAAUCACAAGUUGAAUUGUAGGAUUUUGAGGUUAGUAGUGAACCCAGUUACUGUUAGUGAAAUUUAUGAUAGUGCUUGUUUAUCUACUUUUGGGUAUUUAUUGGUUUGUACUUUGUAUUCUGUUCAUUGGUAUAGUGUGAAGAUGGGGGUUAAAGGUGUUGGCAGUGUUACGGUAGAUUAUGUGGGUAGUGCUGAUAGAAACUUGUUUAAGGGUUGUGCUGUUUCUUAUGCUUGUUGGAGUCCACAUUUGAGAGAAGAGUGUGUUGUGUUGUUGGAAAAUGGGAACUUGUACUUGUUUGAUAUGGGUUCUUGCCUGAGGAGUCGGACUUUGUUUGCUUGUGAUGUAUUGCAAGGGAAGAAAUUGCAGGUUUUGUGGGAUAAGUUGGAUAGAGAUGGAGAGUGGCUAAGCUGUGAAUUUAGCUGGCAUCCGAAGAUUUUGAUUGUUGCGAAUUCAAGGGCUGUGUUUUUGGUGGAUUUGAGGUCAGAGAAGUGCAAAGUCUGCACCUUGCUAAAGAUUGAGGCAGUGUCGUUGGGUAAAACUGAUAGAUUUCUUGCACUCUCUAGAGUGGAGUCUGACCCCUUUUGUUUUGCUGCAGUUUCUGGUCGCAUGCUUCUUCUUUGUGAUGUGAGGAAGCCAUUAAUGCCAUUGUUGCGGUGGGUACAUGGCCUGAAUAAUCCAGGUUACAUGAUUGUUUUAAGAUUGUCAGACCUUAGGUCAAGCUCAAUAGAUGAUAAAUGGGCAUGGGCUACCGAAUCAGGGCGUUGCAUUUUGGUAGGAUCAUUUUGGGACAGUGAAUUUGCUCUAUUCUGCUAUGGGCCAGGUAGCAAUCACGGCCGUGAGUUUCCUGAAAUAUCGAGGCUCAGUAAAUCGGUAUAUGCUUGGGGACAGCCUUCAGGCCUCUCACUUUCUGGUCGUGAUUGUUGUUGUGAAAGUUGUCUUAUGAGAGUAGAUUUCUCUAAAGACAUUCUUCCUGAUUGGAUUAAUUGGAGGCAAAAGGAAGUCAUUGUUUUGGGGUUUGGCAUUCUCAACAAUGGCCUUUCUAUUCAAUCAGAUGAUACUAAUAAUUCUGUUGGGUUUUUGCUUGUAAGGUUAAUGUCAUGUGGCAGUUUAGAAGCUCAGAGAUACACUGCAGCACGGGACUCUGAAGAAAGGUCAGAAUCACCUGAUGGAGGGAAAUCUCUGUGCUCUGAAAAUAACCUUCUGUAUGAUAUGAGUAUUGGAGAAUUGGAAUUAAAAAAGAAACCUUACUACCUGAACCUUGAUUUUCUAAAAGGGUAUCUAAAUGGAACACUAACUAAAAUCCUUAGUAGGAAACACAUAGACAACCAAAAGGAUUCUGAAGAAAAUCCAGCAGAGAUCCACCUGCAAAUAUGUCAGAAGCUUAAAGAAUGUGGCAUCACAAGACUGAGGCCAUCUCAAAACGUUUUUGAUGUUAUCAGAGGUAUCAGCUUUCCCGCAAGCAUUUAUGAGAUUGCUUUAGAAAGCAUUUGCGCCAGUUUGCCGAAUACUCUUCUGGGGCUGUCUUUUUCUGCCUUCUCAAGAUUCCCUGAAGUUCACCUGAAACCAAAGAAAGGUUCUCUAGAAUUGUUUGAUAUUUUGGACAAACUAUAUCCACUGCCUUUUCCCUUGCAUAAAUGUUGCAUUGAUGAGACAUCGGAAAAAGUUCAGUCUCCUAGUUCUUCUUCUGCUCCCGUUCUUCCUCCUCCUUUUCUGGUGGCUCUUAAUAGCCUCCAAAUAGCAGAAAGAGAUAUAUUGCCACUUGAUGCUGUACUUAGGCUUCAGAGUGAUAAAGUUAUGAAGGUGGCCCAUGAAAUCGGUCUGUCACACAUUGGUACUGAGCCUGGUGAUGGAUAUUCAGUUUCCCUUGAUCCAGAUACUGAAUGCCCUAGCAAUGUGAUUGAAAAAAUGAAGCCUCUCUGUUUGCAUGAACCCGUGGCAUUCUCUGACUGUAAUUUUUCUAAAAUGGACUCUGUCGGAGUAGAACCUGAUAAAAGAUUUAGAUCCUUCAUCUAUAAAAAACACCAAGAACCUGUCUCAAGUACUAGCAAAGAGAUGAUAGGAGUGGAGUUGUUCGAUGAGGAGUGCCCAGUAGAGCUCAAAUUCAAUGAUAGUUCCAUCAUGCUGGAGGCAAAUGAGCUGGAAACAUUUAAGUUGUUGAAACAAAAGGACUUAGGUUUUCAGAAAAGCUUUCAGUUGUAUCAAGAGUAUUUAAGUGGUUGAAAGAGGAUUGGUUCAGUGAAGCACUGUUAGGGGUAUCCGAGUAUUUAAGUGGUUGAAAGAGGAUUGGUUCAGUGAAGCACUGUUAGGGGUAUCCAAUCUUCUCCAAGAAAUGGCUAUUACAGAUUGAGAUGGCAGGUUGAACAUCAAAGAGUUUGACAAUGAAUUUUUUGGAUUUCGUGCCAGCGAAGUUGUAGCUCAUUGUGCCCUGAAGCUGAUAUCCAGAGAACACAUUGGCUAGAUUCUGUAACUCAAUAUGACAAUUCUGAGAUAUUUAAAGGGGGGAAAACCAGGAUGCCACUGUCGCGGAUCAUUGGACAGAGCAAGGCUAGACUUUCAGUUUUAGGCAUAACAUAAACUACUGGGAGUUCAACAGUGUUUACAGUCUAAAUCUGACUCUCUUACUUGGAAAAGUGAUGCAAAGGGGAGAUUUAAGGUGAGAGGUUG
Messenger RNA from Nicotiana tabacum (common tobacco), 3272 nucleotides. RefSeq lists its product as uncharacterized. Gene Ontology annotation, molecular function: RNA polymerase I core promoter sequence-specific DNA binding; protein binding. Gene Ontology annotation, cellular component: fibrillar center. NCBI's taxonomy places the organism in Eukaryota, Viridiplantae, Streptophyta, Magnoliopsida, Solanales, Solanaceae. The record is from RefSeq and is a predicted model, not a curated record. Gene Ontology annotation, biological process: transcription by RNA polymerase I.